Drosophila sechellia is the source of this 738-nucleotide messenger RNA. RefSeq lists its product as uncharacterized. The record is from RefSeq and is a predicted model, not a curated record. Lineage: Eukaryota; Metazoa; Arthropoda; Insecta; Diptera; Drosophilidae. The transcript has 3 exons. Bases 46 to 693 code for a protein of 215 amino acids.
UCACAUUGCCAGACUGUUUUCAAAGACAGCAUAAGAAAACACAAAAUGUGUGCGGCCCUCUUACGAAGUGUUAAAUUGGUUUAUUUACGGCCAAUAUCAGCCAAACCGAAUUUCCAGCGCCUGCACACCAGCAGUUUGCUCCGCAAGUGGCGGAAUGCGUCCUCCGGCGAAGUGGAACGGAAGCUCCUCUUUGGCGACAGGCUACCAGAUAACUAUAAACUGAUUUACCGGGCCCCUAUCGAGAGCUACGUGACCUGGACGAAGAAUAUAUCCACUGCCACGACCACUGUACUUGCUGUGGUGGCCGCCUAUCACUAUGCCACAACCAUGAACUACCUGAAUAUGGUCCAGAAAAUGGACAUAGCCAUUCUGGUGUCCCAGGAGUCAGAUCUGUACUACUUUGUGGGUGGAUUUCUGCUUAUAAACCUGGCGAUUCGAGCUUUUGUGGCCAAAUAUCCACUGAGAAUAUACAAGAGCUCGGAAAAAUAUGUGGCUGUCUAUGGGUCCCAACUACCCAUUGGAACUGUGAAACACUAUUUUGAACGCGGUCAAAUAGCUGAAUACAAGAAUUUUUUAAAUCCCUGGAGCCACAUUAUGUACAGACUAGGCAACCGCUCCUCGAUGCUUCUGGUUGAUUACUUCAAGACGCCCUCGGAGUUCCACCAGCUGUUCGCGACCAAACAAGAAAUUUAGACUUUUUAAUUGUUGAUAGUUGUUAAAAAUAAAAUGUGAAAAACA